GGAUCCUGGAGUUUUUAUAUGGACGCUUUAUAAAGCUAUUUAUAAAAGGUCGCCGAGUGAACUGCUCCAAAAUACGAUAUGAAUGCCAUGAUUCUCAUGUCUUGUUUAGUUUUUAUUGAUUUGGAAGAAUGUACUGAAAAGCUGGAAAAUUUAACGCACUUUGAUAAACCGAAGGAAGUAGUUCCAAAGAAAAGAAAACGGAGAAACUCACAACCUAGUUGCAAAUAUGGCGAAUACCUUCAAAAGACUUACGUCCCAUUGUAUGUAACUCGUACUAAUUACGUUAAUAAAAGCAAACAGAGGAGUAAACCAUUGCCUCUUGGUUACAAAUUUAGACUACGAAGUGAUGAAAGCUAUGCGGAUUUAUGCAAUGACGACAGCUUUUUGGAAAAGCGCAAGGAACGAAAUAAAAAGGAGAAACAAAAAGAGAGAAUAUGUAAUUACAAAUUCUGGGAAGCCCCGAGUACCUUGCGCAAUACGGAUCCAAAGAUGGUCGCUUACGUAAAUAAACUACGAAUGUUGAAGAAGAAAGCCAGAGCUCGGUACAAAGAACCUUACAAAAAUGUGCAGUACCUAAUCAGCGGGGUCUCGUUUACUGGAGGAAGACCGCAUUACAUACUUGCCAAUGUUUCUUUGCUGCCAACUGGGUAUAUACCAAUCAACGGUGGCAUAGUAGUCACGCGGAACGGAGAGUCCGUCACUUGCAUAAUCGGCUUUUGGAAAUACCCUAGAGAUAUAGAGGACAAAUGCGACAUUACAUGCGACUGUAUGACUAAAUGGGAGGGUGUCGUAAUGGACUAUUUGAAGGAGUCAAAAUGUCGAUGCGGACAUUUGUAUGAUUUCUACCAUGAAUCUCAGAAAUCUACAGAAAAGUAUUUCUAUCCACCGACAAGACAUGGACCGUUUUGGGUUGAUGCAGCGAAAAUUUACCAAAUGGACCCAAUGGAAGACUUUAUCAGGGACACAUUCAGAGACGCGCUGAAAUCAAAGGAAGCAACCCCUACGGUAUCAGCGCCAACUAUAUCUGCAUCUGGGCUGAAGGAAAGCGAGCUACUCUCCGCAUUUAUGGCUGAUCUUACGGAUACUCCUCUUCUGACUCCACAUUUACCGGAAUCUAAUCUGCUGAACAGUCUUCAAGAAUGGGUCAGAAAGCGGGUUAAGGGUAAAAUAACUGGGAAGCAACAUAAACGAAUGCUACUAAAGUCCCAACGAAGGUGGCUUGACUUAAAGCAUUUGGACCACAGAGCUCGCGCAUUUAGAAUACCCUUCACUUUAAAGCAAUUGGAAAACAUGAAAUGGUCACAUCGAAAAUUAGUACAGAAAUUGUUUGAAAUAUUGUUAGAAGAUUUCGUGGACAGAAAUAGACGAAAACAAUGUGAACAAACUCGCCUUUGGUGGGCUACAAUGAAAUAUGACGCCUACCCAAGCAAAGCAUUCCUAGACAUCUUUUUCACAUACAUGCCGGGCCGUAUGAAGGAUACACAUUUGAUCAAUCCGUAUAGCUCUGACCUAACACCGAAAUGUGGAGCGAAAACAUGUCCGCUGGACACGUAAUAUCCCAUAUAUUAUGCA
This is a messenger RNA of Trichoplusia ni (cabbage looper), 1572 nucleotides long. RefSeq lists its product as uncharacterized. Bases 79 to 1554 code for a protein of 491 amino acids. The record is from RefSeq and is a predicted model, not a curated record. NCBI's taxonomy places the organism in Eukaryota, Metazoa, Arthropoda, Insecta, Lepidoptera, Noctuidae. The transcript is spliced from 13 exons.